CAAAAAUAUGCACUCACCGAAGCGCCACAUCGGCGACACGUGUGGCCGUCCUCGACGGCCACACAUCGGAUGCUGCCGAAGUGAGGGUCGCCCGUGUCAGCCUCUGGCCUCUCUGUGUAUCCAAAGAGACAUGCAUCCCAUGAGUGCAUGUCGUAUGACAACAUGUAUGUCUGUCUUGUAUGUGCACACACGUGUCAACCUGCAUACCUCGAAUCUCUUCCCCGUCAGCAUCUCCCUCAUGACCGCCCCGAAUGAGUACAUGUCUGUCUUGGUCGUCACCCUACACCACAGAAUGGCAGGAAUGUUAAGUCAUGGAGAAGGCAUGCAUGUCUUGAUUCAGUUGGCCUACGGCUUGGAUGCCACGACUUCGGGCGCCAUGUAUACUCGUGUGCCUUCGGGGUGGCUCAGACGAAAUGCUGCACCGAUCAAUUCAAGAUACUCACUUUUCACGCAGUGCAGCAAGAGAACCGCUGAGUACCUCCCGCCACUGCACUUACAUUUGCCGGCGGUUAGCAUUCGUGCACACCCGAGAUCACACAGCUUGGCCUGGCGCCCUCCCCUCGUCAGCAGGAUGUUCUCCAGCUUGAUGUCCAAAUGAACUACCGAGGGCCGCUGGCUUGAGGGGGGGCCGUGGAGGGCGCACAGCCCUGUGGCCGUGUCGAUGAGAAUGGCGAGCCGGUCACGCCAGUAUAACAGCUCCGAGGAGCUCUCACCUGCAUCCGCACAGACAGACAGACAGACAGACAGACAUUCGCUUACUCACUCCAUCAGCCUUCGGUGCCUUUGCCCCAACUUACGUGGCCACAGACGGCUCGUCAGGCUGCCGCCCUCGAGCAGCUCGUACAGCGGCCCAACGUCCUCGCACACACCCAGUAGCAUGCACACGAACGGAUUCCUGCACACACAAACCACACCACGCCACAGCAUCUUCCACAGGCGCAUGCAUACGCACGCGUCUCCCUCUCUCUCUCUAAUAUCUACCUGAUCCGCCUAGCCACCUCCAGUUCACGCCAUAGUCGCCUCUGGGCAUAUACUUGAGUGCGGUUGGCGUCCCUGCCAGAUAAACCAGCCCAAACCAUCACAACGCAAUAAAGGAAGGUGAUCCAACCUUGUGGUCCAUCUCAUUUGUUCGUCUUUCCAUCUACACCCGUUGCAUAUAUUACCGAAACAGCCAUGUCGGUAUCACCAUUGCGGAGGGAUCUGAAGAAGACAUGAGCCAACAGGUGGCACACAGCAUGAGCCAGCCUUUCGUGCUCUCUCCCACCUGGGCGCAUCCCACAUGCUAUCUGCACGGCAGUGUUGAUCCACCGACAUGUUUCUAGCUACUGCACGUGUGCGCAUUCUGCUUACCGUCGGGCAGCUCAGUCUUCUCCACACACGCCUCGCCCCCCACGCCCAGCACAUGGCCGCUGCCACGUGCAGCUGCCGCCUCCUGCAUGCAGAAAGCGAGAGAGCAACCGAGAGAUACAACAGACGUGGACAGCAAGGAUCUCUGUACUUGGUCUCCACGUGGCACCAACAUCAGGUCGCCCGGGUCGCCUACACAGAUCUGACCAUUUGCGGCUGCCGAGCUGCUGCUGCCACUGGCUGGUGGUGGUGGUGGUGGUGGAGGCGGUGGCGGUGGUGAGCCAUUGGUGUCAUCCACGGUGAGGGACAGGGGCACAGAGGGAGCGGUGGUGUGGGCGGGGACAGCUGCUGCUGACGAUGACCACGAAGAGGAAGGCGAUGGGUGAAUCGGCUGCUGCAGUUGUAUUUGUCGCUCGCUGGCCGCCUGGUGCAACUGAGUAAGACGGUGCUGCUCAGAGGUGAGGUCAUCCCACAGCUGAGACAGCGACUGGAGAUCCAGAAACGACGCACCAUUGGCACUGACACGACUGCACCACAGACGACAGAAAUGGGUGCACACGGCUGCUGUCAGUGUGUGUGUGUGGUUGCUGACCUGUGUGGUGGUUGUGUUGAUGAAAGCUGCGGUUUGACCGUGAGCAUCUCCCGCCCCAGCGGCGCCUCCGCCUCGCGCAGCCGACGCAACUCGGCGCCUUUCUCCUGCUCUGCACGCGCUGACCUGCACACAUCAACAUCCACAUGACAUCAUCAGCGUCUCACCUGUGGCGUCUCCCGCCCUCUCUGCCUGGUUGCCUAGCUGACCUGGUCAGUACCGGUGCGCACCAAACCAUCCCACCUUCCACGCCCACUUGUAGGUGGGAACACCACCCAGCCGAUCGUCAUCCAGUGGUGCACAUGAAACACACAUCAUUCGUCGGCUGCUGAGUCGUGUCGUACAUAUGUCGAAAAGGCCCACGUUGCGGACAUCCUCGAGCCAGCACUUGACAUCAUCGAGGUGUCCGCUUCCACAAAAUCCGGCAGUACUGACAUAGCUGCCCCGGUACUUCGUUUCCGCGUUUGCACUGGUAGCCCCGCACCUCUGUGAGCCUGCCUUGUUGAUAAAACGGUCGAACUUCGACAGAAGACAUCUGCACACAAAGAGGAAGGGCAAGAGGAGUCUGUCAAACAACACCCCCACCAGCAAGCACGUGUGAGGCCGACUCACCCUGCUCGUCCCGCCGUCCCGCCCGUGACACUGUCGACACGAGCCUCGUUGUCGGCCGAUCGAAGCAU
This is a messenger RNA of Vitrella brassicaformis, 2616 nucleotides long. Lineage: Eukaryota; Vitrellaceae. The record is from the annotation of a GenBank genome assembly.